This is a messenger RNA of Cherax quadricarinatus, 1158 nucleotides long. The record is from RefSeq and is a predicted model, not a curated record. Lineage: Eukaryota; Metazoa; Arthropoda; Malacostraca; Decapoda; Parastacidae.
CAUUUAUCUUAUCUUUGUAUUGCCAGCUCUGUGUUUGGUCACCUACUCGGUUUGGCCAUCUUAGUUACUGUCAACAUCAGCAAACUGGAACAACUUCAUGUCCCUGUUAUCAGCAGUAGAACAAUUGACUGAGUAUUUAUUGUUGAGAUCUGAUACCAGUUUAUUGCUUCUUCAAUCCUUGGCAAUGGGAUCAUCAUACCUGUAUCUUCUGCCUCUCACGGUCUUCGUACUCUUCCCUGCUACCUUCAUUAUCACGUACACCAUAUCAGUUUUGCUGCACCAUACUGAGCCAGACUUUCCAUACAUCAGUGAUACAGGAACAUACUCCCCUGAGAGCUGUAUCUUUGGCCAAGCCCUGAACAUAGGGGCUUUUGCUAUUCUUGUUACCAUCUACGUUCGGUUUCGACAAAUAGCUGAACUUUAUCGUAACCAUUCUUCAUCUUCCAACAUUGUGAGGCUAAAUCGAAUGGGUUUGUUCAUAGGUUCUCUGGCAGCAUUUGGUAUAUCAAUUGCUGCAAACUUUCAAGAAACCAAUGUGUUCUUUGUUCAUAUAACUGGAGCCCUGAUGGCAUUUGGCCUUGGUACUGGAUAUCUUUGGGUUCAGGCAAUGUGUUCGUAUCAGACUCACCCGCUUGUCAACAGUCUAGCAAUGGCCCAUGUACGUUUGGGCUUGGCAGUGGUGGCAGCAGUGUUCUUUUUUAUAGGCUGUGUAUGUGCCAGCAUUGCCCAUGCUCAGUUUAAUGGUAAUGAUCCAACAAAGUGGUACCCUGAAGAUGGAGGCUGGGGUUUCCACGUUGCCAGUACAGUGUCGGAGUGGGUGUGUGCUGGAACCUUCAAUCUUUUCAUGCUCACUCUUGUAGACGAGUUCAAAUGUAUUUCUAUGGAUCCUCCCCAGGUGUAUGUAUCUGUGGAGACACUUGCCCCUACCCAGUACAGUGGCAUCGGGGAAUCUGAUCAAACAAAUGAUGAUGUGCAGGCUAUAUUAUCAUCGCAAUCAUAUAUUACCUGAGGAAUACCCUCCCAGUCAGCUAGCUGUGUGCCUGCUGGCUGCUUCUCUGGGGGGGUAGGAAGGGUAAAUAUUUAUGCGAGCCAAAUGUCGGACAUAGGGGAUGAUGAAAAUCAGCAGGAAAUCAGUGCUAUCAAGUGGCCAUGGAGUGG